UAUAUAUUUUAUGUACUUUAUAUUUCCAGAAGAGCAAGAUCACUUUAUGGUGUUAGUCCAUGCUGUCAGUUUGGACCCAAGGGAACCAUCCUGGAUAAUUCAUCAUCAUUUCUGACAAUUCCAGAUCCAAGCAGUCAGAAAUUAAAGUGGGUAAAAGCUCCAUUAACAGUUUUGGUUGUAAAGAAAAUGUAUGAUGAUUCUGUGUUGUCAGCAUUUAAAAAGCUUGUCUCCUGGCUUGUUGAGUUUAAGAAUAUGGUAGUAUACAUAGAAAAGAAAUAUUUAGAUAAAAAUUACCUGCUGUCACAAGAUGAAGAAUUUGUUGAUCAUCUCAAAACAAAAUUACAGACUUUUGAAGAAGGUAUUGAUGACUUAACAGGAAAAAUAGAUAUGAUUAUAUGUCUUGGUGGGGAUGGUACAUUGUUAUAUGCCUCAAAUUUCUUCCAGACAAAUGUUCCACCAGUAAUGGCAUUCAACAUGGGAUCAUUAGGAUUUUUAACUCCAUUUCCAUUUGAUAAUUUUAAAGAACAAGUCACAAAUGUUUUAGAAGGUCAUGCAGAUCUGACAUUAAGAUAUAGACUGAAAUGUGUAGUGUGUAAAUAUGGGUCUGAAUCACACAAAGUAUCACAUAUUAAACAUAUCAAUCAUUCCGACAGUAAACAAAGUUAUUUAGUUUUAAAUGAAGUCGUUGUCGACCGUGCACAAUCACCGUACCUUAGUAAUGUAGACCUAUUUGUAGAAGGAAGACUUGUUACAUCAGUUCAAGGAGAUGGUUUGAUUAUUUCCACACCAACAGGAAGUACUGCAUACGCUGUAUCUGCAGGAGCAUCCAUGGUUCAUCCCAGCGUACCAGCUAUAAUACUCUGUCCUAUUUGUCCUCAUUCGUUAUCAUUCCGACCAGUUAUAGUUCCAGCUGGAGUGGAAAUCAAGAUAAUGGUAGCAAAAAAUGCCAGAAGUUCUGUUUGGUUAUCAUUUGAUGGGAGAAAUAGGCAAGAAUUAAUGCAGGGAGACUGCUUACGGAUAACGACAGCUCAGUAUCCAGUACCAUCUAUAUGUGCUAGAGAUCAGAUAGACGAUUGGUUUGCAGGGUUAGCUGGGUGUUUACAUUGGAAUGUUCGUCAGCAACAGAAACCUCUUACGUCAAUACCCAGUUCAACCAGCUUAGACUCUGUAGAACUUAGUAAUUAAUUCACUAGAUCACAUGUCAAUAUUUUGUUUGCUACUUUUGAAAUUGCUAUGUAUACACUGUAAAUUUCAAUGUAGGAAUGAAAUACUUGCCACUGCUGAGAUGCCAACAUGAGACUGAUUUUUUUUUUUAUCGAAGUAGACUCCAGCAAAUCAGAUACUCAAAAGGUCAGCAAAUAAUAUCCCGUUUCUGCAAAUAAAACUGUACUACUAAUUUUUUCCCAGAUGUAAGAAGAUUUACUUUGAUACUCAAAAUGUCAGCAAAAAAUAUCCCAUUUCCGCAAAUAAAAAAUGUACCAGUAAUUUGUUUCCCAGAUAUAAAAAGAUAAAACUUUAGUAUCUAAGGAUUAAUUUUUGACAUUUUAUUUGUUUUGAAUUAAUGGCUUUUGAAGAAAAAAAAUACAGACAUUGUCUCAUUUAGUUUGUUUAUCUGAAAAACACAAAUGUCAACGACCUUAAACUAACAGUCAAACAAUUUUAAAAUGCUUUUUUAGAAAAAGGGAAAUAAUGUCCUUGGUAAGUAUAGUCAAACCUGUGAAUAAAGGUCACCCGCAGAACAAAAGGAAGGCAUGAGCCUUCAUUUCUGUAUUCUUUAAUUUUUCGCUCAUAAUUCUUUAUAUUUAAAAAUAAUUGCUAUUCUGUAAUUACUUGUAUUGUACUUGAACUGUAUUCUAGACAUUGUUCUUUUCUGUAAUCAGCAUAUUUUUACCCAAUUCUUUAUUUUUGCAGUUAUUCUUUAUAUUUCUUCACCCCAUUAUUCUCUAUUCUUUAUUUUAUUCCCCAAUUUUUCUCUAUUCUUAUUUUUUUGCCCAUUAUUCCCUAUUUAUACCCAAUCCACACCCUCAUGCAUAGGUGACAAGAUUUUCACUUGAUAAAGGUGACCUUUUAUAACAGGCUUGACUGUACUGCAUAUUGCUGCAACAGAUGCUGCUUGUUUUAAGGUUUUAUUGUGCCUGAUUUGUGAUUCAAAAGUCUUUAACAAAUUGGAUUAUCAAAGUAGCAAACAAAAUAUGUUAUUGUUUUAUAUUUGUUAAGUUUCUCAUUUAUAUAUUAAUGCAAUCAUUUAAAUAUUUUAAUGUUUAUGAUUUGUUAUAUAUUAUUUUUCAUAUUUUGUGAUAUAUGUGUUAUAUUUUUUCUGAACUUUUAUGUUAUAAAUAUUUAAGUCUUUUCAAGUUGAUUUUCCCUGGUUCAUGCAAUUUUCUUCUAGACUAUUCGUCCAUAACAGUAAAACAAACAUCAAUCAAUCAGUUUAUAACAUGUAAAAGCUGCAAGGUUAUCAUAGCUGGACCAGAGACUAUUACAUUCUACUAGAACAUGAGGGUGCAUGACUGAAUUAAAGUACCUAUGCCUUAUUUUACGCCUGGGUUUUUAGUAUAAGUAUUGUCAUCUGAUAAAGUCAUGCUGAUUGUAAGGUGCACAGUUUUCUCUGCUUUCAAUAUCUUUCUGUUUGGACCUGUCCUGGUUUCUUACCACAAAACCGGACACUACAUGUGACAUAUACUAUUGGUAUCAAUAUCAGAUUCGACCUGGAACUUGUUAAUUAUUAAUAAUAUUAAUUAUAUGGAAAACAUGGACCUGGAAUUGGGUAAUUUUUAAUCAACACUUUUGUUCUAUAUUAGUUAUAUAUAAAGUUGAAUUCUUUCAUUCGUUGUUAUAACAACAUGCUGGCUAACAAAUUUGACCUCAUUAUUUUAGUAGUGCAGAUUUUUUUAUUUGUUCCUUGCCUUAGUUAGAGAUUUGCAAAUUACAUAUGACAUGAAAUAUAUAAUCAAUUUGUGUUAGCCAUUGAAAUUUUUGUGCACAAAACAUUAGACUGCAAUUGCACAUACAUGUACCUAGAUAAUGGUUGAUACUAUGUGUUCAGAUUUCAUAUUGUAAAAAUCAUAAAAACCAUUUUACUUCCUAUAAAUUCAGAAUUUAAUGCAUGUAUUUUUUAUUGUGAAUGUUUAUUUAAUGCGAUAUCAGAAAUUUUGUAAUGCAAAAUUAACGCAAUCAGAUAUUAAAAUAUAAAGUCUGAUUUGAGAUGCUGAAUUUUUUAUUGCAUUUUUGCAAUGUUGAAAAAUAAAUUAUUAUUGGAUGCAUAUUAUUUUAUUGCAUUUUUGCAAUGAUAAAAUGUUAAUUAUCAGAUUUGUAUCAUUCAAUUGCAUUUUUGCAUAAAUUUGCAAAAAAAGGAAAACCAUGCCAAAAUUUCUGAAUUAACAGAAUAUACUUGAAACUUUGUUAAGUUUAUAUCCUGUGGAUUAAUGACUAUUUGUUUAGGGUACUAACCUUUAUGGAUAUUACGGGUAAAGGUAAUCCAUGAAGUUAUAUGUUCAACAAGUAUAAUUUCUGCAGGGUUGAAUGCAAAUUUGUCAAAGCCACAAAUCAACAAGAGCAAGUAUCAACAAAAAUGUUUUUGCAUAAUCCAUGAAAUUGGUACUCCACGAAAAUGAAUACAUUCACAGUAUUUCUGGAUAUCUCAAAUAUAAUUUUGCUCACUCCAUGAAAUUGGUACACCACAAAAUUGAAUGCAUUCACAGUAUUUACAGAGAUCUCAAUGAUAAGUUGUUGUAAUGUUUUGUUUUAUUUUUUUAGUGUCUAUGAUAAUUAAGUAAAUCUGUUUUUUCAUCAUACUUAUCAAUAGUUAGUAGUUAUGAAUCAAAACUUAUGAUGUUAGUAAUAUUUUUGCUGUAUUUACAAAUCUCAUCCGACCCUGCUAUGAGCAUUUCAUCUUGUGCUUUAAAUAAUCGAUCAGUAUCUUUGCUGUAUUUCGAAAUUGAUUUGGCCCUGCAAUGAGCAUUUCAUCUUGACCUAUAAAUAAUCAAUGAAUACAUGCACCAAGUUCGAAAAUACCAUCAAAAGUUUAUUAUUUGUUAAUACAUUAUUGUGUCCUGAAAAAGUCAUUCUUGGGGUCAGCUUUUUAAGAAAGCUGAUUAUGACAUCAUUUUGGAGUGAAGACUUAGUGUAGUUCUUAUCUCUUGUUGUCUUGGCAACUUUCUAUUACCCAUGCUGCCAAGGUUAUGUAAUUAGUAGCCUGAAUCUUUGAAAGUUGGUUAAAACGAAAAUAAAUGAAUCAACAAUACGUACAAGUUAUAUCAUUAUUUUACAUCUUAUGAAUAAUUUACAUGCUUAUGUACAUUCAAAAGUAUUAUUUAUAUUGUGAAGUAGCUGUGUGUUUUCUCUGUCAUACGAAUGUCCAAAUUUUUUAUAUUUUCUCUUCUCUCUGCAAUUUUCAAUAAGAUACAGAAACCUACUUUAUCUAGUUAACAAUAAUAAAAUAAAAAGUAGAAAUGCUUGGUACAGAAUUUAGCAGCGGGACAAAACUGAUGUGAAUAUUUCUUUAUUGUUUCUUUUUUCAAAUAAAACUUUUGGAUGGAAAAGAAAGGAUUAGGUAAAUUUUUCAUGACACUAAGUCCCAAUGAACCACUUGAACAAAAUCAAUGACAAAGGAACAGCGUUCUUAUUGCAAUUCUUCAUCUCAAAGGUGCUCACCUUCCACUCAGGGCAAAAGUUUACACCUUCAUGGAAGUUAAUGUGUGUAAAAUAUAUUUUUGACCUUGGCUCAUAUAUAUUUUGUCCCGAAUAUGUGUGAAAAAAAGGCUAUUAGAUAUGUCAAUUUUAACGUCAGAAAGAAUGUUUAUGCCCUUUGAAUCAUAAAGGAAAAAUAAGUGUGGAAAAAAAUAAGAGAGAAAUAAUAAUCUUGGGCUACAAAAAUUCAUUGGUAAGCCUUCUCCUUUAUUAGGUUUAGAUUUGGUUCUAGAUUACUCUAAAUUCAGAAAUUUCUGCAUUCAUUUACUAUUACAAUUGUUGAACUUGUGGCAACAAUGUUAAAUUUAUUAUUACAAUUGUUGAACUAGUGGCAACAAUGUUAAAUUUAUAAUUACAACUGUUGAACUAGUGGCAACAAUGUUAAAUUUAUAAUUACAAUUGUUGAACUAGUGGCAACAAUGUUAAAUUUAUUAUUACAAUUUCAGGAAAUGCUGCAUACAAGUAAACUAUCAAAAUUUGAAAAAACAAGUUUUUGUUUCAAGCAAACUGGUCUGGUCGCAUAGCAAUCAUUUCUGAAUUAACAGUAUUCGAUUUUGAUUUUCAGUAUGUUUUAGAAUAUUUUUUUUUCUUUUAGUAUGAGUGAGACAUCUAUUUUAUCUCUGUCUCUUAAUCAGCAUUGUUUCUACGGGCAAUUUAUCUGUUAUGGAAAUAUUCUAUGUAUUUUUAUACAAGCAUGUAAUUUUAUUAUUGAAAAAAAAAAAGAAAUAAAGAACUAAGGUAAAAUA
Molecule: messenger RNA, 5435 nt
Organism: Mytilus californianus (California mussel)
Lineage: Eukaryota; Metazoa; Mollusca; Bivalvia; Mytilida; Mytilidae
Product: NAD kinase-like
Exons: 10
Biological process (GO): NADP+ biosynthetic process; NAD+ metabolic process
Molecular function (GO): NAD+ kinase activity
Source: RefSeq, a predicted model, not a curated record